CCCAGGAAUACUAUGAAAAGUGCUUUCUGGCGAUAAGUUUGCCCUGGAUAAAUCAAGAGCAUGAGCACAACCUACUCAAGUAUAUGUGACGUUUUAUUGGGCAUCAAAGACUUUGUCACAGACAAAGAGGGCCACGACGGUGAUAUGCUUACAGAGGGACUUCGUCGAUCGUGUUGAGAGGAAAUUGACGCAUCCAUGGCGGCUGAAAUGCUCGUCAAUAUGUUGUCUAAAAGCGAGCACAGAAAGCACAGCAAGCACAGUCUACUCGUACUGCUCAGAACUGUCGGUUCAUCUCUAAUAGUUUUCGUUUGUAUGUAUCUUCUGUAUACUGCGAACCAACAGACAUUGACAUAUCCAGUGGGUUUGAACCCUUCUGUGGUUACCGACUUAAAAAGAAGAAAAGUUCUUCACUAUGGACACGACAACACGUCGCUUAUACAGCGUUCGGCGCUUCCAAGGUACCAAUACUUCGUGUCUUCUCUCUCGGACAACCCGGCAUCGAAGUUCUACUCCGUCUGGAACGAGGAAGCUACAAUAAGGAAGUCACCAAACAACAGGACGAUAAUCGUUGCUUGGAAUUCGACUCCAAAAUGGCCACCUAAGAAACCCUGUCCGUCCAUGCCGGGGUGCGUUUUCACCAAGGACCAGAGGCAGGUGGCAAACGCGGACGCUCUCCUGUUUCGUGGCAUUCACGGUUUCCCCCUUGUCUACAACAGAACGUACUUUCCGACGGUACGGCACGGGCAUCAGUACUGGAUAUACAUGCCGUACGAAUGCCCACAUCUUACAAGGGACGUCGACUUGGCUUCUUAUGGGGGUGUCUUCAACUGGACUUUUACUUACAGAAAUGAUUCUGAUAUCCUAGCAACGUGGGGUCAUGUUACUCAGAUUUAUCAAGAACUGGCCGAAAACCCGCCUGAUCCGAAUAGAGAUUAUUCCAAAGGCAAAACGAAGCUUGUUCUGUGGUAUGUCAGUAACUGUUAUAAACACUUGUCUCGUUUUCCGUACGCGGCAGAGUUGAGGAAACACAUCCAAGUGGACAUUUUCGGUGGAUGCGGGAACUCUAGCCAUUGCGAGAAGAAGGAUAAACAGUGCGUUAUAGAGCACACACGCCAGUACAAGUUCUAUCUAGCGUUUGAAAACUUUAAGUGCGUUGAAUACAUCACAGAAAAAUUCUGGGACAACUCCUUAAGAAACGACUUCGUCCCGAUCGUGUUAGGUGCGCCGAAAGGCGAUUACGAAAGAUUCGCUCCUCCGAACUCCUUCAUUCACGUGGACGACUUUGAAUCCCCUGAAGAAUUAGCAAACUACCUGAAAUAUUUAGACCAGAACGACGAGGAGUAUAACCAGUAUUUUGCGUGGAAAACUCGCCCUCCCAACACCCUCCCCGCAUCUUGGGACGGCAGGUAUUGUGAGGUGUGUAAGAAACUUCUCCAGGCGUCUCCGACAGAGAGAAAAGUGUACACAGACCUGGACAGGUGGUGGAGGGGCGGGAAGUAUGAGCUCUGUGAACCUAUGAUAUACGACGGGAGUUACAAACACCCACGGAAUGCCGUACAUUUCCACUAAUGGGGGCCUGCAUGCCCCUUUUGCGUAGAGUGUAAUCGGCCGUUUUAAUUUUUCGUAGAGCGUAGACGGAC
Molecule: messenger RNA, 1640 nt
Organism: Branchiostoma belcheri (Belcher's lancelet)
Lineage: Eukaryota; Metazoa; Chordata; Leptocardii; Amphioxiformes; Branchiostomatidae
Product: alpha-(1,3)-fucosyltransferase 7-like
Exons: 2
Coding region: 196-1569 (457 amino acids)
Cellular component (GO): membrane
Molecular function (GO): alpha-(1->3)-fucosyltransferase activity
Source: RefSeq, a predicted model, not a curated record